Molecule: messenger RNA, 1162 nt
Organism: Melopsittacus undulatus (budgerigar)
Lineage: Eukaryota; Metazoa; Chordata; Aves; Psittaciformes; Psittaculidae
Gene: PNPO
Product: pyridoxamine 5'-phosphate oxidase
Exons: 7
Coding region: 78-767 (229 amino acids)
Biological process (GO): pyridoxal 5'-phosphate biosynthetic process; pyridoxine biosynthetic process
Molecular function (GO): FMN binding; pyridoxamine phosphate oxidase activity
Source: RefSeq, a predicted model, not a curated record
CGGUACCAUUGCGGAGCCGCUGCGCGGGGGGGGUCCGGUUGGCUCCGCUGGGCUCCGCUCGGCGCCCGUCGGCCGGGAUGGACCUGGGCCCGCUGCGGAAGAGCUACCGGGGGGACGAGGAGGCCUUCGAGGAGCAGCACUUGGCCUCCCGUGACCCCAUCCAGCAGUUCCGAGCCUGGUUCGAGGAGGCCGUGAGCUGCCCGGACAUUGGGGAGCCCAAUGCCAUGUGCCUGGCGACCUGCACCAGGGAUGGGAAGCCCUCGGCCCGCAUGGUGCUGCUGAAGGGCUUUGGGCAGGAUGGGUUCCGCUUCUUCACCAACCACGAGAGCCGCAAGGGGAAGGAGCUGGAUACAAAUCCCUUUGCCUCCUUGGUCUUCUACUGGGAACCCCUCAACCGGCAGGUCCGGAUCGAGGGCUCGGUGAAGCGGCUGCCGGAGGAGGAAUCGGAGCGGUACUUCCAUUCCCGGCCCAGGAGCAGCCAGAUCGGGGCUGUGGUCAGCCGGCAGAGCACCGUCAUUCCGGACAGGGAGUACCUAAGGAAGAGGAACGCGGAGCUGGAGGAGCGGUACCGGGACGCGCCGGUGCCGAAGCCGCCGUACUGGGGGGGUUACAUCCUGCACCCGGACGUGGUGGAGUUCUGGCAGGGGCAGACCAACCGCCUGCACGACCGCAUCGUGUUCCGGCGGCUGCGGGACGGCUCCGAGCCGCUGGGUGCCAUGAGCCACCGCGGAGAGGGCCCCUGGGUCUUCGAGCGCUUCUCACCCUGAUGCAUUGUCCGUGCUUAUCCCUUGGGAAUGGGGUCGGAAGCUGCCCUGCCCCGUGCCCGGUGCUGUGGGGGGGGGGGUACUGAGGGGGGUGGCUCUGUUCCAGCCCCAUUGCCCGGCUCCUUCUUGCUUAAUUCAUCAUGUUCCUGGUUGUGGAUGGACCAAGACAGACCUCAGUGAUCCCCCCCCCAUCACUGCCUCGUGUUUAGUGUGCAAGAAGUGAUUUAAUUGUACAAUAACUUAUUCAAUCGUGGCAUUAACGCCAAUGCUGGCAUUGCCAGCACCGUACCCCAUCUCCCUGUAACCAGGGGACCCCAACUUGGGGGUUCCUCUCACUGUUUCCUCCCCUUCUCCAGCUGCUUGGCCGAGCUUGGAUGUAAUAAAUCCCAGUCAUUGCA